Molecule: messenger RNA, 3631 nt
Organism: Castor canadensis (American beaver)
Lineage: Eukaryota; Metazoa; Chordata; Mammalia; Rodentia; Castoridae
Source: RefSeq, a predicted model, not a curated record
AAACCUUCCUUUGGCCUCUCGGGCUAGGUUGGAGACAAGGAAAGGGAGAGGGGAGAAAGAAGGCAGGCAGAGAAAACCUUCAAGGCUGACCGAGGCAGCUUGGCGAGCCUCCGGGUUGCAGGCUCUGUUGGGAAAUGCUGCUGCCUCCAGGUCGGCCAGAGCUGUUCUCAUACUCACACCAUCUCUUCUCACCCCUCCCUCUCUCUUCUACCGAAUAGAGAACCAUCCCUGGGCUCUUAACCGCGGCAUUCCCAGCCAGUAUCCCCUUACAUCCCAGGCGGCGCACUCCCGCACUGUUGAGCACCGGGCGCCAGCAGGACGCCCUCUUCUCCGGUCCUCUUCCCCCUCUCUGCCCUGCUUCUGCGGCUCCUGCACCACCUCCACCCACACCAGCUCGAAGACAACGCCACCCAGCCGCGGCGAGGGCUACAAGCCCAGGGUCGCGCACCGAAGAGAGAUGCCAACUUCGGACCCCAAGCUCGGUAGGGGGCGUCCUGGAGCAGAGAGUGAGGCAAGUGGUAUAAAAGAGUGUGAGGGUCGCCCACCCUGAAGCCUGAGCUUCUAACAUGAGCCAUCCCUACCCAGCCCCAUUCGGGCUAGAGCCCAGCGAGCUAGCCCAUCUGUGGCAUCCGCGGCCGCCUCCUCCUUGCACCUCCUAGACGACCCCUCCCUCCCGGGACCUGCAUCCCGCUCCGCCAAUCAGAGUCCGAGUGCCGCUUUCCACGUGACCCCGGGCGGGCUAAGGACCUGCUGCUUCCCAAACGCCAGAGGGAUGCGGGCGGCAGAGCGCGAGAGGCGGCUGGUGGGCUGCGGGGCGCUUUGACUGUCCCCUCACUCUGUCUCCUCCGGCUCCUCUCCUUUACCCCCUGGCUUCUGUGUUUUCCUGCUCCUCGGUUUCCCAGGGCCCCCUCCUUAUGGCAGCAGCUUUCCGCGUCUCUGGAACAGCUUCUCAGCGGACGACCCUCUCCCUCCCCAGGCUGAGCCGGGUCACUGGAUGUUGGUGAAACUCUGGAGAUCAUGCGCGGGUUUGGCUGCUGCUUCCCCGCCGGGUGUCACUGCCGCCGCCGCCGCCUUUGCUGCCGCCGUCCGCGGGAUGCUCAGUAGCUCGCUGCGUGGUCCCCGCGAUCCUGUGUUCUUCCGAAGCCGUUUGCUGCUGCAGAGUUGCGCGAACUAGUCAUGGUGCUGUGGGAGUCCCCGCGGCAGUGCGGCAGCUGGACACUUUGCGAGGGCUUUUGCUGGCUGCUGUUGCUGCCGGUGAUGCUGCUCAUCGUAGCACGCCCAGUGAAGCUCGCUGCUUUCCCUACCUCCUUAAGUGACUGCCAAACGCCCACCGGGUGGAACUGCUCUGGUUAUGAUGACAGAGAAAAUGAUCUCUUCCUCUGUGACACCAACACCUGUAAAUUUGAUGGGGAAUGUUUGAGAAUCGGAGACACUGUGACUUGCGUCUGUCAGUUCAAGUGCAACAGUGACUAUGUGCCUGUGUGUGGCUCCAAUGGGGAGAGCUACCAGAAUGAGUGUUACCUGCGGCAGGCUGCCUGCAAACAACAAAGUGAGAUACUUGUGGUCUCAGAAGGAUCAUGUGCUACAGAUGCAGGAUCAGGAUCUGGAGAUGGAGUCCCUGAAGGCUCUGGAGAAACCAGUCAAAAGGAGACAUCCACCUGUGAUAUUUGCCAGUUUGGUGCAGAAUGUGAUGAAGAUGCCGAGGAUGUCUGGUGUGUGUGCAACAUUGACUGUUCUCAAACCAACUUCAAUCCCCUCUGUGCUUCUGAUGGGAAAUCUUAUGAUAAUGCAUGUCAAAUCAAAGAAGCAUCGUGUCAGAAACAGGAGAAAAUUGAAGUCAUGUCUUUGGGUCGAUGUGAAGAUAACACAACCGUGACCACUAAAUCUGAAGAUGGACAUUAUGCAAGAACAGAUUAUGCAGAGAAUGCUAACAAAUUAGAAGAAAGUGCCAGAGAACACCACAUACCUUGUCCAGAACAUUACAAUGGCUUCUGUAUGCAUGGGAAGUGUGAACAUUCUGUCAAUAUGCAGGAGCCAUCUUGCAGGUGUGAUGCUGGUUACACUGGACAACACUGUGAAAAAAAGGACUACAGUGUUCUAUACGUUGUUCCCGGUCCUGUACGGUUUCAGUAUGUCUUAAUUGCAGCUGUGAUUGGAACGAUUCAGAUUGCUGUCAUCUGUGUGGUGGUCCUCUGCAUCACAAGGACUAAGUUUUAGGUAAUCUCAUUGGACUAAGAUUUGUAAACUUUCCAACCUUCUAGGAAAUGCCCCAGAAGCAACAGAAUUCACAGACAGAAGCAAAAUACAGGGCACUACAGUUCAGACAACACAACAAGAGCGUCCACGAGGUUAAUUUAAAGGGAGCAUGUUUUACAGUGGCCGGACCGACAGCUUGGACUACACAAUACAGUAUUAUAGACAAAAGAAUAAGACAAGAGAUCUACACAUGUUGCCUUGCAUUUGUGGUAAUCUACACCAAUGAAAACAUGUACUACAGCUAUAUUUGAUUAUGUAUGGAUAUAUUUGAAAUAGUAUACAUUGUCUUGAUGUUUUUUCUGUAAUGUAAAUAAACUAUUUAUAUCACAAUAUAGUUUUUUCUUUCCCAUGUAUUUGUUAUAUAUAAUAAAUGCUCAGUGAUGAGAAAAAUGGCAUUCUUAAAUUUUCAGUAUUUCAUAACUGUAAAUAUAAUCCAACUAGUACAAUUUGUACAGGCCUCAGUAUUUCAACUUUCUGCACAUUUUAAGACAGCACAUUAGUUUGUACAGGACUCAGUGGCUAGGUUUUGAGUGAUUCCAAGAUCAAGAGAAAUGAUAGUUAUUGGAAAAGAGAAAAAAUAAUUUACUUUAUAUCGAGUGGGGAUAAAAUAUUUUAGAUCUUUGAAUCAUCUAUAUUUCAUCUACUAUCUUCCCUGGUCUUCUAUUUUCAUUCCCUGAGCAGAAAAAUCUCUGGCAUAUAAAUUAAAUCAAAGAAGAACAGUAGCAAAAGUAUUUUAAAACUCAUAAAAGAGAAGGAAAGAAGAUACUGGUUUUUAUUUGGCAAACAGCUUAGAAUCUCUCAGUUAAAUGCAUAUAUCCAAAGGGUCCUGAGUAAGUUAGAUAUUAGGUGUACACAUUAUAGCAAAAUCUAUUCCAUUUAGGUGAGUGGAAUUAGCAGCAAUGGGAAAAUUUUAAUAACAUCAUUAAAUGUGAAACACCAAAGUUACAAUUUUUUAGAAGAACCUUAUUAUAUUAUCAUAGUAUAUACUUUCUGAAAAAAAAAAGUUGGAUUCUUAAGUACAUAUCACGUAUUAAUAGUGUAUGGCUAAUGAGUUACCAUUAUUUAAAAAGCAACUAUGACAAUGACAACAUUUUAUGAAAAGAGAGAAAUAUGCCUUGAGCAUAUUUACAUGAUCAUAAAAUAGAAAAUUAAUCCCCUAGAAUCUAAAGGACCUUAGUGAAAAGCUGGUGUCAAUUUUUGUCAGAUUUGAGCAUGCAGAUAAGUAUGAUCACAUUGGGAAAAAAUAAAUUGUGACAAUUCUAAAAGAAUAAGAUGGAAUUAUAAUUUGAGUAAUUUCCUUAUUAUCAUUUAUCUCUGCAUACCUUCUGUUGCUCAUAUUGUAUAUUUAAAUAAAGUUCUCUUUGUCUCCUUCAAA